GAGCGAUUUCAAGUCGAUGAGCGAAAGAUUUUACAAGGCUGACAUCUUCGGCGUCGAUUACGAAAACGGAGCGGAAGCCAAAAAAUUGAUCAACGACUGGGUGAGCAAUAAAACCGAGGGGCUCAUUCCGUCCAUGCUGAGCGAUGCUCCGAACGCCGAGACGCAAGCGAUAAUCGCGUCUGCCCUGUACUUCGAAGACGAGUGGACGACACAUUUUAUGCCGGAAGAGUUCACGAGAAGAGAAUCGAGUAUUAAUCUGAUAUACAAAUGUAGGAUGCCGUUUUACGUCGAAGAAAACGAGUCGCGCGAGAUCGAUAUGAUGGUGAACAUGAACAAAUUUAACUACCACCUGGACGAAGAUUUUGGAGCACAAAUUAUAGAACUUCCAUACGAAGGCUCCAAGCUCUCCAUGUACGUGCUCUUGCCGACCAAAGUAGGAUCGUCGCACUUGCGAGAGUUGAAGAAAAAAUUGACGUUCGAACGCAUCGAGGAUCUGAUCGGUAAGAUGAAGGAUACCCACUGCUCGCUGGGCCUGCCGAGGAUGCGUCUGUCGAGCGAGCUCGAGCUGCGAGACGUUCUCGGCGCCAUGGGACUCGAGACGCUGUUCGAUCCCGCGGCGGCCGAUCUGAGCUACGGCGAGCCGCGCAACAACAACAACAGCAGCAGCAGCCACGAGGAGAACGCAACGACGAGUAGUCGUCGCGCCUACCUCGACAAGAUCGUGCAGAAGGUCGAGAUGUCCGUGACGGAGAGCGGCACCAAGGCAGCGGCUGCCGGCUUAGGCAUAAUCGACCGAGCCGGCGGCGUUUACAAGAGAUUCCUGGCCGAUCAUCCUUUCUUGUUCUUCAUCAGGCACAAAGUCACCAAGUCUAUCUUGUUCUACGGCACCAUCAACAAACCCUAGAUCCGUGGAUUAAACCUCGAGUUGUCGCGUACAGUCGUCGUCGUCGUCGUCGUCGUAAUUUUUAUACAUGUACU
Trichogramma pretiosum is the source of this 978-nucleotide messenger RNA. RefSeq names its product leukocyte elastase inhibitor-like. Bases 17 to 904 code for a protein of 295 amino acids. Gene Ontology annotation, molecular function: serine-type endopeptidase inhibitor activity. The record is from RefSeq and is a predicted model, not a curated record. NCBI's taxonomy places the organism in Eukaryota, Metazoa, Arthropoda, Insecta, Hymenoptera, Trichogrammatidae. The transcript has 3 exons.